AUGUCGUCCGUAUUCACGGCCACGCUCCACCCUGGCGUCGCUUUGGGCUUCCUGGUUCUUGGCGCAUCGCUCCACGACAUCCUCACCCGUCUCAAGGCCGAGCCCCAGCGCUUCCCGAAGCUCGACCUGGUCUACUCGCCGACCCAGCCUGUCACGGAACCCGUCGUCCUCACCCUGCCGGCCAACGGCAUCAGGCUGCGCUUCGAUGGCUCCGAGCAGCGCCUCCGCCUCAUCGAGGUCGUCGACUUCACCAAGAACCGCAUCACCUACGGCCAUCCGGAGAAGGACAUCGUGAAACCGCCCGCCGGCCCGGGCCAGGGCGUCGCUUCCCCCAAGCUGGGCGGCGAGUCGACCGCGGGCCCUGGCUUCCGGACAAUCUACCACCGCCUGAUGGGCCCUACGUAUGCCGGCGAGUACAUACCGCCGUCUGACGACAGCAAGAACGCCGUGGGGACAUACGUGCUUUCAUAUCCCGGUGUCGCCUUCAGCUUCCCCCUGCCCGAGUCCGCAUAUUCGCCCGAUAAGGACGUGGUGUCCCUGCUCUCGUCCUCUGCGAGCCAGACGGCUACUUCGAUGGCUGUCUUUAACGGCAAAUCAUGGGCCGAGGCCAGGGAGACGCUCUGGACGGAUAUCCUACCUAGCGUCAAGUCCACGUUUCUCUUCAACAAGAGCAAAGAUGUUGUGCCGGAUGAGAUAUCCCUGGUCAAGAUACAUGGCGGCGGCAGACUGCAGCUGUUCAAGAAGUGGACGAGUGCAAGCGUAUGGAUCACGCUCGGCGAGACCACGCCCCAGGAGCUUGUCGCAGAGCUAGGGCCCCCCGAUGCCAUAUACCGGAAGAACGACCAGAGGAUGUAUAUCCACAAGACGAGAACAGCGAGCAACAGCAGGUCGAGGUCCAACGGGCCAGACUACAAGCGGCCCGACGACCUCACGGACACGGACCAGUCGUCCGCUCACACCGAGUCCGAGAACUCCGACGACGAAGCUAUAGAGGACGAAUUCGUGGGGAACGUGUCUCGGGAGUGUUUCUACAACUACUUCUACCUGGGCUUUGACAUACUCAUCUCGCCCCCGGUGGCCCCUUCGCCGCCACCCCCAUCACAGCAGGCCGCAACGAACGGAUACGCUAUACCAGGGGAUAAGAACAUCAGAGCAGACAACCCGGAUCGCCUUGUGGCCAGCAAGGUCGUCCUCCACGCCAACGUACCCGGCUCGUACCCCUUCAACCGGCACCGCCGCUGCCGCUGGGAGAUCGGCUACCUCUCGUCCCCGUCGCCGCCGGACCAGCAGCCCGUCGCCAGCUCGGAAACGCAGUUCAACGACCUCGAGGAGCGCCUGCGCGAGGCGUGGAAGAGCACCUUCCCGGCCGACUUCGACGCCAACAAGCGCCAGCGCGGCAUGGUGCUGAACCGCGGCUGGGGCGACAGCCCCGGCUCCAGCUGCGAGCUGCUGGGCGGCUGGGAGGACAGCAGCGGCGGCAUGGCCGCCAAGAAGUUCGACGGCGGCGACGAGUCGACCACCACGCUGUACGGCUUCCCCGGCCUGGUCUUCGAGGUGCUGAAGAACGGCUUCGUGAGCGCCGUGACCGUCUUCUGA
Messenger RNA from Neoarthrinium moseri, 1596 nucleotides. RefSeq lists its product as uncharacterized. NCBI's taxonomy places the organism in Eukaryota, Fungi, Ascomycota, Sordariomycetes, Amphisphaeriales, Apiosporaceae. The record is from RefSeq and is a predicted model, not a curated record. Gene Ontology annotation, cellular component: trans-Golgi network. The coding region runs from base 1 to 1596 and encodes 531 amino acids. Gene Ontology annotation, biological process: Golgi to plasma membrane protein transport. The transcript has 2 exons.